Messenger RNA from Leptopilina heterotoma, 2483 nucleotides. It is a transcript of the gene Task7, whose product is annotated as two pore potassium channel protein sup-9. The coding region runs from base 341 to 1354 and encodes 337 amino acids. Gene Ontology annotation, biological process: stabilization of membrane potential; potassium ion transmembrane transport. Gene Ontology annotation, cellular component: membrane. Gene Ontology annotation, molecular function: potassium ion leak channel activity. The record is from RefSeq and is a predicted model, not a curated record. The transcript has 5 exons. Lineage: Eukaryota; Metazoa; Arthropoda; Insecta; Hymenoptera; Figitidae.
AACCCAGAAACUACUUAUUAUUUGUCACCUUAAAUUUGUAGUUAAAAAAGGUUACAAACGACAAAAAUGUUGAAAUACUAAAACAAAUAUAAUGCAAUAAGCAUUCAAAAGAAUUUUAUAAAAAUUUCAAAUUUAUAUUCUUAAUAAGAAAAAAAUAUGAAAAAUAUUUGUGAUUAUUUUUAAAUUCUUUCUAAAUUGAGUGAAAUUCAAAAGUGAUUUUAUAUUAGUCAGAAGAUAAUUGUUGGUAAGAAAAUGCCUUGUGAAAACAUGAAAUAGUUCUUAGAAACACAAAGGGAAACUAUUUAAUGAUUUUGGAUAAUAAAAGAAGAUAUAAAACAAAAUGAAAAGGCAAAAUGUUAGAACACUGUCCUUGGUUGUAUGUACUUUUACGUAUUUACUCAUUGGUGCUGCUGUUUUUGAUGCAUUGGAAUCCGAUACAGAACGCCGGCGUGGAGAAUUUCUUACUGAAGUAAAAAACAACAUGAUUAAGAAGUAUAAUAUUACUGCAGAAGAUUAUCUGAUGGUUGAAAUUGUUAUGAUUGAAAAUAAACCACACAAAGCUGGCCCGCAAUGGAAAUUCGCCGGUGCUUUCUAUUUUGCUACUGUCGUUUUAGCAAUGAUUGGAUAUGGACACUCAACGCCAGUUACGAUAGGAGGAAAAGCAUUCUGCAUGGCCUAUGCAAUGGUGGGAAUUCCUCUGGGUUUGGUUAUGUUUCAAAGCAUAGGUGAACGUUUAAAUAAAUUUGCCUCAGUAGUUAUUCGGAAAGCAAAAACUUAUUUAAAGUGUCAGCGAACUGAAGCGACGGAAAUGAAUCUUAUGUUGGCAACAGGAAUGUUGUCAAGCAUUAUCAUCACUACUGGUGCUGCUGUAUUUUCUCGAUACGAGGGCUGGAGUUACUUUGACAGCUUCUACUAUUGCUUUGUGACGCUUACUACUAUAGGCUUUGGAGACUAUGUUGCUCUGCAGAAUGACCAUGCCCUUUCGAAUAAGCCGGGUUAUGUGGCUCUAAGUUUGGUAUUUAUUCUAUUUGGUCUCGCUGUUGUUGCUGCUAGUAUCAAUUUAUUGGUCCUGCGGUUCAUGACAAUGAAUGCAGAAGAAGUACGUCGAGAGGAUAAUGAAUUGCAAUCAGCUUCUCAUCACGUAUUAACUUUAGACGGGGAAGUUGUUGCUGUAAAUGGAAAAAUUUUGGCCGGUCACGUACCGAUGAUUCAUGAUACAGAUGAUUGCGUGAGUGUUUGCUCUUGUACAUGUUUGGGUGGAACUAAUUCCGAAUUUUUUGAUUCCUCUGGAUAUCAGGGUUAUAGACCCCCUUCAAUUCCUGCCAGUCUUCGAGUAAAACGAGCAUCCGUCUGAUGGAAGGAGUUUCGAAGGCGCAGUUUGCGUCACCGACUUUCCAGAGUUGAUAGUCGUGAACUUCUUGGGAUUGAUGUUUAAUUACUUUUUUCGAGUAUGUGUAUCAAUCAUUUUUUUUAUUUCAUCAUAUCAGUUAUUUUGAACAGAGACACACAGAGAAAAAUCUGACAAUAUAAGUCUGCUCUCAUGCAUUUAUUGCUUGAAUUUGUGCUUUGAACGUUAUGAAAACUACACAUGAUUAAAAGAAGUUAUAUUUCAUAUAAUAUAAAUAAUAAUCACUGCAAUGAAGAUCAUCAGAAUCUCUUAAACUAAUGCUUUAUUAGAGACAGGAACUUAUGCUCAAGUAUUUUUAUAAUUGUUUUCUUAUUUUAAAUAAAAAAAGUAUCUGCCAUUCUAGAGAAGCAAAACGAACGUUUUCAAAGUUAGUGACAUUACAUAUAUGAUGCAUAACUUGAAAUUUCGAGUCAUAAUUUUGUAACUAUUAACUAAAUAUUCAAAUAUUUUUAUAAUUUUGUAUUUUUUUACUAUUUAAUUUAUGUGAUAAUUGAUUAUUGCUUUAGUAGAGGACAAUAAACUUGUGUUCGGUAACUAAAAAAAGCGUAGAUUGCUGAGAAAUUAUUUGUAACAUAAUUUCUAGAAAGAUAAUCCUAAUUUUUUAGCAUAAAUCUCUAUAACGUAUGGCAAAAUGUUCCUGACUCUACUUCAUUAUAUUAAUUUCUUAUAGUAAAAUUAAAUCGACGAGAUGUGUUCACGUCGUUAAUUAUAUUUGAAAUAUACCUACAUAUGAAAUAAACAGAACUUGAAAGUGAUUGUCUGUAAAAAAAAAUUUGGAACUUCUCUUAGACUAUGGAACAGAACUAAAUUGUUCAAAGCAAGUUUUCCAAAACAAAAUCUAAACUGAAAAUGGUUGAAAGGUGUUAUAAAUUAUGUACAGAUAUCGAAAAUAAUUGAUGAAAAAGAAAAUAAUAAUGUAUAGUCGAUAAGAUUCCAAAUAUGUAACUGUGUAUAAACUGCAAAGUGUUCUUUAUUUUGCAAAAGGUGACAUUUCUUAAGCCGCUAGUUGAAAUUUUCUUUAGAAUAUAACAAAACUUAUUGUUACCUACAAAUAAGAAUUUCUAAUCCAUUAAUG